This is a messenger RNA of Branchiostoma belcheri (Belcher's lancelet), 1864 nucleotides long. RefSeq lists its product as uncharacterized. NCBI's taxonomy places the organism in Eukaryota, Metazoa, Chordata, Leptocardii, Amphioxiformes, Branchiostomatidae. The record is from RefSeq and is a predicted model, not a curated record. The transcript is spliced from 9 exons. The coding region runs from base 3 to 1355 and encodes 450 amino acids.
UUAUGAGACUGAACGAGACUUCUUAUACAGGAAAAUGGCGGCGGAUUUUUUGGUUUGACUUUUUGCCGUUCUAUCAGUGUUUUCUUGUUGAGCCAUUAAUCUACGAAAACGUGCCAAAAGCUGACGGUUUGGGAGGACAAUGUGACGGCAUGCAGGCAGGGUCAGUGCACAAACGUGCGGCGAGCGCUGGUUCGGAAGUGCGGUUGCUCCGAGAGACGGCGUUGCAGCUGAGGAGAGAACUGGUGGAAAGUCGGGCUGAGACGCAGAGAGCGACCGACAGACUGCACACACUUAUCGGCCUUGUGAAGAGGGCGUGGUCAGGGGAUGAAACAGCUGCCGUGCAUGUAGCAAAUAUCGUAGGUGUAGCCCCGCCCACCUUUCAACCAGAAACAGCAGGGACAAGAAUGUCAGGGGACCAGGCAGACAGGAACACCAGACUCACAGCUCUGCCCAAGUCCAGAGCAGUGAAUAACUGGGCGUUGCUGACGAUCCGUGUGCUGAACAGAGAGUACUGUAUGCUGGAGGAGGAGCUGAGACAGCAGCAGCAGCAGUACCUACACAGGAGGGAGAUGUUCAUGAACGAACAGCUGCAGGACAAGCCUGAUAAAGUCAGAUUAUCAUCAGCUAAGAAGAGACCAACACUGGGAGAUGUGGGCAGGCUUGGAACACCAUCAGACAAGCUGAACACAGCAACAGCACCUCCUCCUAGCCCAGACACCACCAAACCUCCCCUCCCCCAUGGUCGCUCGCCCUCCCACGGUCACCUGUACAGGCCGGCAUCAGGGAAGAAACCAACACUACAGGACGACAGCAUCCACUCACUGGUCGACCUGUUCAUUGAACCUGCCUACAGUGCCAAGAAAAACAAGGAGGUCAAUAGACUGAGGGAAAGAGCAGGAAGUGUUGGUGAAGAUUCAGAGAAAUAUUAUCAGAGCUUCUCAGAGAGAUACCCCAAGCAACCAGACUUGUACAGUGCUAAUGAAAUACUGGAGCAGCGCAAACGGCCAGUCAGUGCCAAGGAGCUGAAAGAAAAAGAUGCCAUAAGAGCCAGACCCAAGUCUGGAGUUAAACAGCAGGUCAGGAACAAAAGCGAGGUGCCAGACAAAGCCAGACCCUCCUCAGCCCAGGUCUUCCUGACUCAGAAACGAGAGUCAUCCAACCCCGUUCUCACCAAGAACGAACUCAAGGAGAACAAGAAGUCUAACACGGCCAAGCGACCGGUGGUGAAGAAAAGCGAGCAAGCAGAGGCCUUUGCAAAAGAGUUGCAGAGGAUGGAGGAUAUGGAGAGAGAGUUUAAGAAGACGACAAAGAUGCUGCAGCAGAGACUUGGUAUCUCAGGAGAAGGGGAGGUGUGAGGCUGCUGGGUUUGGUGAUCACACCUGUUACACAUCAAACCUUUCAGUUUGCAAUGGGUGGAGUGUGGAAUAGAGGUUUUAGAUACAAGAUGUCAAAACAAGUUAGUAACAGUUUAAAAAAAAUCAUGGCCUCACGUUGUAGUGCUUCCAAGCUGUGUGAGGGCAGUUCUCAUAAAUAAUAUGUCAUCAUCUGAAAUUUGGUGUUUUAUAUUUCAUUUUGUACCCCAAAUUUGCUUUGGUACAACUCGUCUGUUUCAUUUCACAUUGCAGCAGAGGCACACUGAAAAACUAAUGAACUAAUUAUUCUUCUCAUACAUUAUGCAUAUUUUUAGUAGGAAUCUUGUGCCAGAAAACCUUCUCCAACGAAUCUUCUCAUACAUGAUGUGUCUGGGCAGUUUGUAUCAAACAUUUCUACAUCAAAUGUGACCACUACACUUUGUGAUCAAUCCUACUAGUACUACUUGUAAGCUUUUGUAGGCAGCUGACUUUUUUGGUAGUUAUUAUCAACC